This is a messenger RNA of Phytophthora nicotianae INRA-310, 642 nucleotides long. RefSeq lists its product as hypothetical. Lineage: Eukaryota; Oomycota; Peronosporomycetes; Peronosporales; Peronosporaceae. The transcript has 2 exons. The coding region runs from base 1 to 642 and encodes 213 amino acids. The record is from RefSeq and is a predicted model, not a curated record.
AUGGUGAGCCCUUCAAGUUGUUCACUCCACCAACUUCACGAUGAACGAGACUAUUCCAUCGUCACCCAAUUUCGACGCCCUGGCCGCAAGAGUCGAAUUGUACACGACUUCCCCAUUGAAACCCUCAAGAAAUAUUCCAUCUACCGCCAAGACGACGCAGCUGAAAUGCUCGGUGUGGCUUCCAUCACGCUCAAGCGCAUCUGUCGUCGCCGGAACUACAGAUGGACCUACCGCGCUUACAAGGCCCAGCAGCGUCGUGACAAACUGGCAUUCCAGAAGCGUCGGACUGGUGAAGCCCUGCAGAGACAGAGGGAAACGCCUUCGUCACCUUCAUUUCGGAUUCCAGAGCUGUUGCUAUCACUGGGUCAAGAGAGAAACAAGGUCGUUAACUGCUCCCCGACGUCGGUCAGUGAUGUGGGGAUUGCGACACCAACACAGUUCCCUCUCACUACUGAGUCAAGGACCUCGGACUUAGUGCGACCGCUACUACCACCGCUCUCUUAUUUCCUGAAGAAGCACCAAUCAAACUGUAAGAGCUCCUUCAACCAACGCCGCCUCUUGCCCUCGACCGACUACAAGAGCUCAAUCUAUGGAGCUUCCUUCUUCCCGACUGCCCCAACAUUCCCCACUCGCGGUUUUUAA